Messenger RNA from Radiomyces spectabilis, 465 nucleotides. RefSeq lists its product as uncharacterized. The record is from RefSeq and is a predicted model, not a curated record. The transcript is spliced from 2 exons. NCBI's taxonomy places the organism in Eukaryota, Fungi, Mucoromycota, Mucoromycetes, Mucorales, Radiomycetaceae. The coding region runs from base 119 to 403 and encodes 94 amino acids.
UUAUACAACGGAGAAACGAAGCAAGAUUUAUGUUACAAUUGAUCACCACUACGGUCAAUACAAUGUAUACAUACAUGUUUUUUUUUCUCAUUCCGGCACAAUCCCGUUAAUACCUUCAAUGACACAAAGUGCGCCACACUAUAGCGCUAAACAAAAAUUGUCAUUUUUCUUUUUUUUUUUUUUGAUUGAAAGCAUGAUAGCCACUCACCAAAGCCUUGUCGGUCACCGUAAAGCCCAAUCCAACUACGUGUUUCCUUUGUCAAGAGCAUUGCUUUCUUUUGAGUUCAUUUAUAUUUUUUACAAGUGGUUACGUAGAUGUAACGUUGCAAAGUACGAUGCCGUACGCUCAACUCCAAAUAUUAAGUGCAAUAUGUUCUCGUUUAUGAUAUCCGUAAUGAUGUAAAACUUUUUGUAUAGUCAUCAUUCAUAAUGGCCGGGUUUCUUUUCUUAUUAAGCUGGUAUGCG